Molecule: messenger RNA, 1041 nt
Organism: Blastocystis hominis
Lineage: Eukaryota; Bigyra; Opalinata; Blastocystidae
Exons: 1
Coding region: 1-1041 (346 amino acids)
Source: RefSeq, a predicted model, not a curated record
AUGAGUUCUCCCUCACUUGUUGAUGACGAAAUCCAAAACCUGAAAAACAAGGUGAUAAUGCUCGAACAGGAGAAGCUAGAGUUGGCAAGGAGAUUACAGCAAAAGGAAAUCAAGCUUUUGGAAAAGGAGUGCUGUAACGAUGCAGCGAGUGAUUCGGAUGACUUAUAUCUUAGUGACGAAUAUGACAGUGAUGUUGAUGAAGAAUAUGUAGAGAUGCAAGCCGAAAUGGAGGUGGAAAAUUUGCGCCAUCUAUUUCAAGUUGCCAAGAGAGACGCGGAAGAACAAAAGAGACAAUACGAAGAACAAAUCAAUGAAAACAGUUUGGUACUCAAAGACUUGUAUCAGCAAAUCAAGGGUUUACGAAUCCUUGAAGAGCAGGAGGAGGAGAUUAAAAAGGAAAAUAAAACAUUGAAAUCGACUAUUCAGAGGCUGCUAACACAACAUCAGCAAGAAGUAGUCCUACUCAAUCACAGAAUUAACGAUACAACAGAUACAUCUAAGAAAGUCCAGUCCUUAGAGCGAAGUGUCAUGACACUUUCGAAGGAAAGAGACGCGCUGAAAGCAAAAGUAACCAAACUGGAGAGCGACGAUGGAGGUCGAAAGAUGAGCGGCUCUUCUGAAGCGUACGAACUCGUACAGCUGCGGAAGACCAACGAAAUGCUUCUGGGAGAGAUUAAUACUCUGCAUGAUACACUCAAUGAAGAAACCGGCGCAAACAGAGCAGAAGUCGCAUUAGUCGAAUGUUUCGAGAUCAUAAAUGACUGCAUAGAAGGAAAAUGGGUCAAUCACGUUUGUCCGUUGUGUAACCGGACGAUUCCUGGGAAGAACUGUGACCUUUGCACUGCUUUUCAGAGAAUAAUCCUGCUAAAAGAGGAAAAGUCUAAAGCGGAAAAAGGACAUGAGGAAGAGGAGAUUCAAGAUGGGAACGUUCCGGUUUUAAUGCUCAUUGUGGUAGUAGUCGUCAUUCUAAUAAUUAUUGCUUGUUGGUUCCUAAGUUUCUUUUCUUGUUCGAAAAACAAUUUUGCAGUGCACCUUUUUUGA